This is a messenger RNA of Peronospora matthiolae, 990 nucleotides long. Lineage: Eukaryota; Oomycota; Peronosporomycetes; Peronosporales; Peronosporaceae. The record is from the annotation of a GenBank genome assembly.
AUGGAUGCCGAUGUCGAUGGGAUCGAUAUCAAUGAUGACGAUGACGACGAUGCUGGCAUAUUCAGCAUCGCCUAUGACCGCCAAAGUGAGGACGAUGACACCCUCAUUGUGGAAGACAACUUCCUUUCAGCACUGCACACGAAGUGCACUGCUGUCGACAAGGAUGAAUCAGCAGAGGAAUUUCUGCUGACUCUCGAAGCGGUUGUCCGCUUCGUUCAAGACUCUAUUGCAGAUGCACUAGACAGACAGAAAAUAAACGCAGACAAACGUGGAAAAGCAAAUGUUCUUUCAUUCAACGAAGAGGACUUAGCUAUACUGUCUACAGUAAAUCUACCGAAACACGCAGUGACAAACGUGGGCAGCAAUAAACUACUUCCCAGGUACAUUGGUCCAUUUCGUGUGUUGCGCUGUAUGGGCAAUGCUUACACGAUUGAUCUGCUCCGUAAGAUGCAUACGCAUCCUACGUUUUACGUUGGACGUCUCCUCCCGUACUAUCAGUACGAGCCCGUUUCGAGAGAGGAAGAACACCUCCGCGGUCAAAGGCCGAGAUCACCUUCGAGUGGUCCCGUUUUAACGAGACAUUCUGGUCGACAAGAAAAGCGAUCUGCUCACACAGUUGAGCGAUGUCUCGACGAGCUGCAGCCAGCUCGUCACGAAGAGAACGAGUCAAACCUUCGUUCUCAAGUUGUGCGAACGCAAACGCGGCACGAUCGUCCGAGCGAUCAUACGCCAAAGAAUUGUAAUCAUCAUUCACAAGAUCAUGGAGCUCGUAACGCCGACUUCGUUUAUGAGCCAGAUCAUCGUGUAACUGUUUCGUUACAAGGUUCAGCUCUUGAACAUCAAGUCGAUCCGACCCUCGAGCCGUAUCAGGUGUCCCCGCCACCACCACAUACUUUGGUGGACUCAAGCGGUGGUCAACGCUUCCUAGUGGAGCGUAUUUUGAACCAUCGCGAUGCAAAUGGCGUCCGGACGAGUUACCUCGUCCGCUAA